AUGCGCCCCCGCGCCGUCCCCCGCGCCCCCUCCGGCGCCCCCGCCGCCGCCGCGCUCGGCGUCCGCAGCCUCCUCCUGCUGCUACUGCUCCGGCCCGGGCACGCGUGCCCCGCGGGCUGCGCCUGCACCGACCCGCACACCGUGGACUGCCGCGACCGCGGGCUGCCCAGCGUGCCGGACCCUUUCCCCCUGGACGUGCGCAAGCUGCUGGUGGCCGGCAACCGCAUCCAGCACAUCCCCGAGGACUUCUUCAUUUUCUAUGGCGACCUGGUCUACCUGGACUUCAGGAACAACUCGCUGCGCUCGCUGGAGGAGGGCACGUUCAGCGGCUCGGCCAAGCUGGCCUUCCUCGACCUCAGCUACAACAACCUGACCCAGCUGGGCGCCGGCGCCUUCCGCUCGGCCGGGAGGCUGGUCAAGCUGAGCCUGGCCAACAACAACCUGACGGGCGUGCACGAGGCCGCCUUCGAGACGCUGGAGUCGCUGCAGGUGCUGGAGCUCAACGACAACAACCUGCGCAGCCUCAACGUGGCCACCCUGGCGGCGCUGCCCGCGCUGCGCACCCUGCGUCUGGACGGCAACCCCUGGCUCUGCGACUGCGACUUCGCCCACCUCUUCUCCUGGAUCCAGGAGAACGCGUCCAAGCUGCCCAAAGGUGGUCUCCCUCGUGCCUUUGAUGGGUCUGUGCACGUCCUGUGACCAGCGGGUGUAUUCUUAACUCGUCUCUUAAUUAGAGUAGAGUCACGGGGUGACACCUCUCCCAUCACCACCGGCAUCCGGGGCCGAGCGUCAGCUUUCACGGGCACCGGGGUCUGCAGUCCCGGUGGAGAGUGAGCCGAAAACGUGACACAAGGCCACCUCGCCCUGUCUUGUUGGCUCCCAGGAGAGCCCGGCCGAGGCCUGCUGCUUCGUCCCAAACACUGGAUCUC
Panthera uncia (snow leopard) is the source of this 929-nucleotide messenger RNA. It is a transcript of the gene LRRC38, whose product is annotated as leucine rich repeat containing 38. Lineage: Eukaryota; Metazoa; Chordata; Mammalia; Carnivora; Felidae. The record is from RefSeq and is a predicted model, not a curated record. Gene Ontology annotation, molecular function: protein binding. Gene Ontology annotation, cellular component: plasma membrane. The coding region runs from base 1 to 699 and encodes 232 amino acids. The transcript has 2 exons.